AUGUCGACCUCCGAAACAUCAUCCUACACUCCGGACAUCCCCUCCGAACCAGUCACAAAAACAACAGACACCAUCCACAUCGAGCUCACGCCCAACGACCUCGACUCACUAGCCGCAACACGCUUCGUCCGCUCUCCCUCCGCCGGCGCCACCGUCCUCUUCAUCGGCACCACGCGCGACUCAUUCAACGACAAAGCCGUCUCCUCGCUAUCCUACACAUCCUACGCGCCCCUCGCCAUAUCCACUCUGUACAAGAUUGCCAGUAAUAUUUUGACAAAGCAUGCUUGUACCAAGAUCGCAAUCAUUCACAAACUCGGCGAGUGUCCCAUUGGCGAGGAGAGCAUUGUUAUUGCAGUGAGUGCGCCACACCGCAAGGCGGCGUGGUUGGCGGGCGAAGAGGCGCUCGAGGAAACGAAGGAUAAGGCAGAGAUUUGGAAGUUGGAGAGGUUUGAGGGUGGUGAGGGUGUUUGGAGAGCGAAUCGGGAUGGCAAGGUGGGUGAGAGGGUGGAUGGGGGCAUUGCGGGCUUGCUAGGCCGCAUCGAAGUCUUUGCCGACACAAAUGUCUGA
This is a messenger RNA of Parastagonospora nodorum SN15, 567 nucleotides long. RefSeq lists its product as hypothetical. Gene Ontology annotation, molecular function: molybdopterin synthase activity. The record is from RefSeq and is a predicted model, not a curated record. Gene Ontology annotation, cellular component: cytosol. The coding region runs from base 1 to 567 and encodes 188 amino acids. The transcript has 3 exons. NCBI's taxonomy places the organism in Eukaryota, Fungi, Ascomycota, Dothideomycetes, Pleosporales, Phaeosphaeriaceae. Gene Ontology annotation, biological process: Mo-molybdopterin cofactor biosynthetic process.